Molecule: messenger RNA, 2501 nt
Organism: Colossoma macropomum (tambaqui)
Lineage: Eukaryota; Metazoa; Chordata; Actinopteri; Characiformes; Serrasalmidae
Gene: slc34a1a
Product: solute carrier family 34 member 1a
Exons: 13
Coding region: 189-2189 (666 amino acids)
Biological process (GO): intracellular phosphate ion homeostasis; sodium-dependent phosphate transport
Cellular component (GO): vesicle; apical plasma membrane; brush border
Molecular function (GO): sodium:phosphate symporter activity
Source: RefSeq, a predicted model, not a curated record
UGAGUGGGCACUGAAAGGGCAUCUCGGUUAAUGAGUGAGAGAAUGAUAUUAUACACAGUUCACAUGGAUAGUGGUUCCUAUAUAAACGUGGAAUUCCCUUGGCAGUCAGGACUGCCAUCCCUGAACACUUCUCACCUGGAGAGGAGAAUUAAACCUCGACCUUUUAAUCAGGUAUUUAUCCAGACAUCAUGUCCUCCCGGCCAAUCAGAAUCAUUUCAACUGGAACUGGACAAAUGGGCAGCUUCAAUGGGAUCAACCUGCACAGCUCCAGAGCGUCAGAGUGUGCGGAGUGCGACAUGGGCUCUACCGUGGACCUCAUCAGCAGCUGUUCCCACUUACACUCCAGUGGUCCUGGAUCUCCAUCCCACGAAGCCUGGGACAGCGGAAGACUUCCAAAAAUCCAAGUGCUGCCUGAGGCUCCUCAUAGAGAAAAGACAAGAAUGAAGUCACUCUUCAUCAGCGUGAUGAAAAUUCCACUCCUCUUUUUCCUCCUCUACUGCUUCGUCUGCUCCCUGGACACCUUGAGCUCUGCCUUUCAGCUGGCUGGCGGUAAGGUGGCAGGAGAUAUCUUCCAGGACAACGCCAUUCUGUCGAAUCCAGUGGCUGGGCUGGUGGUUGGAAUUCUGGUCACUGUGCUGGUUCAGAGUUCCAGCACAUCCACAUCCAUCAUCGUCAGCCUCGUCUCCUCUGGACUGUUGGAAGUGAAGUCUGCUGUUCCCAUAAUCAUGGGCUCAAACAUUGGCACAUCCGUCACCAACACCAUUGUAGCUCUGAUGCAGGCUGGAGAGAGGAGCGAAUUUAAGCGGGCGUUUGCGGGAGCUACCAUCCACGACUGCUUUAACUGGCUGUCAGUGCUGGUGCUGCUGCCUCUGGAGGUGGCCACUGGACUGCUCAGCUUUCUGGCCCGGGCUGUGGUCAGCAGCUUCCAACUGCAGAGCGGAGAGGAAGCCCCGGAGCUGCUGAAGGUCAUCACUGACCCUGUCACUAAACUCAUCAUACAGCUGGAUAAAUCUGUGAUAACGGGCAUCGCUUUGGGAGCUGAGCACAUGAGGAAUCGCAGUCUGGUGAAAGUGUGGUGUGGGAGCAGCGUUCACACGCCAUCGGCAAAUGAUUCUCUGAAUUGCUCCUCUGUGUUUGAUUGCAAGACGGCUCUCACCUCACAAGGCACUGCAGAGAGAUGCUAUCAUCUAUUUGUGAACACAAACCUGUCGGACUUGACUGUGGGUUUGAUUCUGCUGGCUGUCUCUCUGCUGGUGCUGUGCUCCUGUCUCAUCCUCAUCGUCAAAGUCCUCAACUCGGUCCUUAAAGGACAAGUGGCCAAAGUUAUUCAAGUCAUUAUCAACACAGACUUCCCUUAUCCUUUCAGCUGGCUCUCGGGAUAUGUGGCUAUGUUCGUCGGAGCAGGAAUGACUUUCUUAGUUCAGAGCAGCUCAGUUUUCACCUCUGCGAUGACACCUCUCAUUGGGCUUGGAGUGAUCACUCUGGAGAGGGCGUACCCUUUGACUUUGGGCUCCAACAUCGGCACAACCACCACGGCCAUCUUAGCUGCUCUGGCCAGCCCAGGAGACAAACUGCCUGCUGCCUGUCAGAUUGCACUGUGCCACUUCUUCUUCAAUGCGUUUGGGAUCUUGCUGUGGUAUCCCCUGCCCUUCAGCCGAUUGCCCAUCCGCAUGGCAGCUGCGCUGGGUGAGCGCACGGCUAAGUACCGCUGGUUCGCCGUGCUCUACCUGUUGCUGUGCUUUCUGCUGCUGCCCUCGCUCGUCUUCGGCCUCUCUCUGGCCGGCUGGCAGGCCAUGGUGGGUGUGGGGGCACCUUUCGCCGGAGUCGCGGCCUUUAUAGUCCUGGUAAACCUGCUGCAGUCUCAUAGCCCCGCCCAUCUGCCCAAAAAACUGCGCAGCUGGGAGUUCCUGCCACCCUGGAUGCAUUCCCUCAAACCCCUGGACAAGCUCAUCACCAAUACAACAGCCAUGUGCUGCAGCUCUGCCCGGUCCACCACAGUGGCCACUGUUGACCCAGAAGCCCCUGGUAGCCCUGAUACCACCAAUGUAAAGUCAGCGUCAGUGAUAUUCCAGGGGAAAGUUCAACUAGCAUUCGACAACCCUGUACUGUCCUAUCAGGACGAGUCGCCUCCACAGCCACGGGUCUUCAAGCUGAAGGGGCUAGAACGCUGCAAUAGCACGCCCUUGUAGAACUGAACUGACCACUCUUUUUGCUUCUCAGGGUCCACAGUAAUUGACCCUUGACAUAUUUUAGACUUUCUGAAUUGGACCUUAAUUUUAAAGGGCCCAUAUUUUGCUUUUUUAUAUUUUAUUUUUCCUAAUAUUUAUGUGGUUUUAUGUGUCUAAAUCAGUCAUGAUCAAUUGUUACAUGACUAUUAAACUGUUGUUAUUACUGUGCCUUUUAGAUUGGUAUAUGUAAAUGAUCUCUGUUCUGAUUGGCUGCCCUGUAUUGUGCCUCAUUGAAAAAGCACUCAGAGCUGAAAUCUUCCUUACAACGUGAAU